CUGCUUUCAGUUGAUGUGUGCGCAGAACACAGAAGAGAAACUUCCUUGACUGAAGAGCCUCAGACAGCGUAGAGAGGAACGCCGUACCAAAUGCUGUGCACAUAAAGAGGGAGAUUUAUUAAAAAGGACUAUGAGCCGUGGAUCUAAAGGUAAAACGGAGGGCAUCCGGAGCUCUCUGCUGAGCCCACAGGAGAAUGAGAGGCUGGACGAGCUGCUGGGCAGAAGGUGUGCUUCCAUGGCCACUGCAGUAGCACAGCUGUUCAUGGCUCUGCCUCACAGUCCCUCCACGUGGAGCCUGCAGCACACUGGAGUGGUGUGCUUCAUCAAAGACAACCCUCAGCGCUCCUACUUCAUACGGAUGUUUGAUUUGAAGACAGGAAGGCAGGUGUGGGAACAGGAGCUCUACAACCAGAUCAUUUACUCCUCUCCUCAGCCCUUCUUUCAUACCUUCGCUGCGGAUGACUGUCAGGUCGGACUGAACUUUGCGGCGCAGCAGGAAGCAGACGCUUUCCAACAUGCUGUCGAGGAUAAAAUCAGCCAGAGACACACCCGGCAAGAUAAGAAACAGCGCCCCCUUCCGCCCAGUGAUAGAAGUUCCCUGCCUCGAGUCCCACACGAUAAAGCGUCACCUGGCGGCCCUGGUUCUCUUCACAUUGCCACGGUGGACAUCCAAAACCCAGACAUCCAUUCGUCGCGCUACCGCACCGCACCAGCUUCUACCUCUUUUCUGUCCAGCAAAGGGAAGAAGGAUAAGAAGAAAGGGAAAAAGGGCCCCAAGUUCUCCAAAGCAGACAUAGGGGCACCCAGUGGGUUUAAGCAUGUGAGUCAUGUCGGCUGGGAUCCCAACAACCUUGACCCUGACCUGUUGAAUCUGCUCUCCCGGGCUGGGAUCAGUAAAGACCAACUGAAGGAUGAGCAGACUUCCCAGGACCUUUUUAAUGCCAUCGAGCGGUCUGGAGGCAUGGAUGAGGUCAGGAGGGUGGCGAACAGAGGAGGUGCACCUCCACCACCACCUGGCAGACAGGGGCCUCUGCCUCCUUUGCCGGGCUCCGGUGGCUCUGCUCCGACCCCUCCGCCUCCGCGAAGCCGCUCCGGCCCCCUACCUCCCGUCCCGGGCCACUCACCUCGAGGGAGCCCGUCCUCCCACCCGCCUCCUCCUGGACGUGGAGGCUUGCCACCUCCGCCUCCUGCAACAAGCAGAGGCGGCCCUCCUCCACCGCCGCCACCUGCACACUCCGCACAUUCUCAGUUCCCCCCACCGCCAUCCUCAAAGUCCCACAACCUGCCUCCUGCCCCACCGCCGUCCAGCCAACAGCGCUCCAUGGGGUUCGCACCUCCUCCUGUUCCGUCUAUGCCCAGCAGAGGAGGAGGUGGAGGGCCUCCUCCUCCUCCUCCUCCGCCCCCUCCACCUUCCCAAACCUCUUCAAGUUUCCCACCUCCUCCUCUUCUUUCUGGUGGCCCUUCACCACCACCUGCCCAUGCAGGUGGAGGAGACGGCAGAGGAGCUCUGCUGGAUCAGAUCCGAGGGGGGAUGAGGCUCAAAAAUGUUAUAGACAGUCCUGAAGGUCCAGGUACUCCACCAGAGUCAGGCGAGGGCAUCGUUGGUGCUCUCAUGAUGGUCAUGCAGAAGAGGAGUAAAGCCAUACACUCCUCUGAUGAAAGUGAAGAUGAAGGUGGAGAUGAAGACGAGGAUGACGAUGAAUGGGACGACUGAUGUUGAAAUUCUUGUUUCUGUGGAUUAUAUAAUCCUCUGAAUUGUAUUACUGGUACAUGUUGGAUUUCAGGUUCAAUAAUUGAUAAUAAAACUGGAAUAUGGCUUGA
This is a messenger RNA of Sebastes umbrosus (honeycomb rockfish), 1821 nucleotides long. RefSeq names its product wiskott-Aldrich syndrome protein-like. The coding region runs from base 131 to 1714 and encodes 527 amino acids. The record is from RefSeq and is a predicted model, not a curated record. Gene Ontology annotation, molecular function: actin binding. Lineage: Eukaryota; Metazoa; Chordata; Actinopteri; Perciformes; Sebastidae. Gene Ontology annotation, biological process: actin filament organization. The transcript has 11 exons.